UUGUGAAUUUUGAGGCCUUAAAAUUUUAUGUUUUAUUCUAAAAAUGAAUUUUGAAUAUAUAGGAUGUGAAUCCAAAGUUGAUCAUGAUAUUUGAGCCAUUAGUAAAAUUGCUCUGUAAAGAGAGAGUGGGCUCUGUGUUUAAUGCAAGCACCUCAGCAUGGUUUUCAUCCCAGGGGGCAUGUGUGGUCACUAUUUAGGGCAAGAAGUCCAGGCCAAGAACCUUACAUACCUUUCUCAACAGUCUCCUCUUCUGUUUCAGAACACAGAUUUGCCAAAAAGAAAUACAGUCCUGUCUGGGGAGCUAGCAAGCUGAUUGAUGCAUCACAAGGAAGAAUUUCAGCUUCUGACUAGUGUGUGAACUAUAUUCACUCACCUAACUCCAAAUUUCCUAAUGGCUCUGCUGCUGUUAUUUAGAGAUGGCCUUGAUUUGACUUCAAGAAGCUCGAGCUACAACAUGGACACGGUGGCUGCCGAGGACGUGGCUGUGGAUUUUACCCCAGAAGAGUGGGCAUUGCUGGAUGUUUCUCAGAAACAGCUCUACAGAGAAGUGAUGGUGGAGACCUUCACAAACCUAGCUGUAGUAGAAAAACUACCCCCUGAAGAUGUGACGGCAAGAUUGUGCAAAGACGAUGCCAGUGAUCCCGUGUUACAAGGAAUCCGUGAGUUUCGUGUCCAUGAAAAGCGGGGCAACAGCCAGAGCCUGCCUUUGAGAAAAUAUCUUCCAGUGACAUGCUGGGCAGGAUAUGAGGGAAAUUUUACUGCGGAGAUCUCUAGCCCAAUUUCAAUUCCUCCUACAUUAAAAAAACCAGGAUGCUUAUAUCCCAUGGAAUGUUUUCAGUAUGGAAAAUCAUCCAAGAAUCUUUGUACACUAGACUAUAAUGAGCAAUUUUACACUCAGUGCAAUGCUGCCCAAUUUAAGAAGCAAGAAAAAAAGAAUAUGCAAACUUCAGGAGAAUGUCUAACAGGAAACAAAUGCUAUGCGUAUAAGAAAUGUGGUAAAAAAAAUCAUCUUUCAACACUCAUGGAUGAUAUGGGAAUCUCCAAAGGAACUCAGUCUUAUGGAUGUAAACACUGUGGGAAGGCUUUUACUCAGUACACACACCUCACUCAACAUAUGAGAAUUCACAGAGGAGAGAGGCUCUAUGAAUGUAAAGAAUGUGAGAAAACUUUUUUUGACUCUUCUACCCUUAAACGGCAUGUGAGAAGUCACAGUGGAGAGAGGCCUUACGAAUGUAAGGAGUGUGAGAGGACUUUUACUCAAUCUGCAAUGCUCACUGGACAUCUGAGAAUUCACAGUGGAGAGAGGCCUUACGGAUGUAAGGAGUGUGAGAGAACGUUUACUACAUCCUCACACCUCACUACACAUAAGCGAGCUCACAGUGGAGAGGGGCCUUAUGAAUGUAAGGAAUGUGAGAAAACGUUUACGCAAUCUUCUUCCCUCACUCAACAUAGGAGAAUUCACAGUGGAGAGCGGACCUAUGAAUGUAAGGAGUGUGAGAGAACGUUUACUACGUCCUCACACCUCACUCGACAUAGGAGAAUUCACAGUGGAGAGAGGCCUUAUGAAUGUAAGGAGUGUGAGAGAACUUUUACUACAUCCUCACACCUCACUAAGCAUAGGAGAGUUCACAGUGGAGAGAGGCCUUAUGAGUGUAAGGAGUGUGAGAAAACGUUUACGCAAUCUUCAGUCCUCACUCAACAUAGGAGAAUUCACAGUGGAGAGAGGCCUUAUGAAUGUAAGGAGUGUGAGAGGACGUUUACUACAUCCUCAAACCUCACGCGGCAUAUGAGAGGUCACAGUGGAGAGAGGCCUUAUGAAUGUAAGGAGUGCGAGUACCCUGCGUGA
Messenger RNA from Echinops telfairi (small Madagascar hedgehog), 1846 nucleotides. Its product is annotated as zinc finger protein 429-like. Gene Ontology annotation, biological process: regulation of transcription by RNA polymerase II. Gene Ontology annotation, molecular function: RNA polymerase II cis-regulatory region sequence-specific DNA binding; DNA-binding transcription factor activity, RNA polymerase II-specific. The transcript is spliced from 5 exons. Gene Ontology annotation, cellular component: nucleus. NCBI's taxonomy places the organism in Eukaryota, Metazoa, Chordata, Mammalia, Afrosoricida, Tenrecidae. The record is from RefSeq and is a predicted model, not a curated record. Bases 392 to 1846 code for a protein of 484 amino acids.